AAAAUAACAAAUAGGAGGGCAAAAUCGUAAUUUGAUGAACGAAGGGCCCUUAUAAAUUUCAAUCAGGGUUUUGCAGCUCGAUUCUCGUUUGCAGGUGAAAUCGAAGUAGCGCCGCCCACACUUUUCCGUGCCUCGCAUCCCUCACGUUUACUGGAUCAGGAUGGAGUCUCAGGCGAAGCAUGCCGUGGUCGUUAAAGUUAUGGGUCGUACUGGAUCCAGAGGGCAGGUAACUCAGGUUAGAGUCAAGUUUUUGGAUGAUCACAACCGGUACAUCAUGAGGAAUGUGAAAGGACCAGUGAGAGAAGGAGAUAUUCUCACCCUUCUUGAGUCUGAAAGAGAAGCAAGGAGGUUGCGCUAGAGAGGGUUCUUCCUUGGGGCUUUUUGGUGCUUUGAAUAUCCUGAUAAAGACUGCUUUUUUGUGGUAGUGGAACCAAUCAUAAUUGUAGCUUUUCCGUCGUAAAAUGUCUUUCCUAUUAUGACUGCAGUUUUGAUGCCUUUUCUUUAAGCUUUAAUAUUGAAAUGAAACUUUCGAAUUUUGCUA
Molecule: messenger RNA, 541 nt
Organism: Prosopis cineraria
Lineage: Eukaryota; Viridiplantae; Streptophyta; Magnoliopsida; Fabales; Fabaceae
Product: 40S ribosomal protein S28-1-like
Exons: 2
Coding region: 161-358 (65 amino acids)
Biological process (GO): translation; ribosomal small subunit assembly; maturation of SSU-rRNA
Cellular component (GO): ribosome; cytosolic small ribosomal subunit
Molecular function (GO): structural constituent of ribosome
Source: RefSeq, a predicted model, not a curated record